GUCCUUUCCUUUUAAAAUAUAAUUUCAAAUUUCAAAUUAUUUGUAAUUUUAGAGUCAUCUGGGACGCUCGACGGCUAUUGUAGUUGCAGGGCUUGGAGCCGGAGGAAUUGCGUCAUGCCCUCACGCAACGAGUCACCACCUCCCCAACGCUGAUGCUUUGGCCUAAUAUUUUGUUGUAACAAACGAUAGAGUAGAGCAUUGCAGUCCAUCUGGAAUCGACAAAUAUACGACGGUACGCUCGGUAUUCUGUUCCUCGAUUGCCAUGGAGAGCUCGGGCAAAGAUGAGGCACCUGUAUUACUUGACCGGACUUCACGAGUCACCAGAGGGAAAAGGAUGACAAAGCUGCUUGAUGACGAAAUUGAAGAGGAUGAGUUGUUCUGGAAUCAGGAUGCUCUUAAAGAGGAAGAAAAUGAUGAUAACUAUGAAGAGGAGCCAGAAAUUGCUGAUGAAUUUGAUAGCGAUUUUGAUGAGGAUGAACCUGAGCCUGAUGAAGAAGGUGAAAAUGAUGAUGUUGAAAGGGUGCCAAAAAAGAAGCGAUUAAUAUUUCCAGGGAAGAGAUUGCCUAAGAAGAAAAAGAAGAAAAUCCUGUCUAAAUUGGAAAAUGCUACUGAGGAUGAUAAAGCAGCUGAACAGUCUACAGCAGAGGAGCAUCAUGACAUACCGGAUGAUGCAGGGGAGAGAAUGAUAAGGAAGUCCACUAGAACUUCAGUAAUAGUUAGGCAAGCUGAGAGAGAUGCAAUACGUGCAGCCCUUCAAGCAACAAUGAAGCCAAUCAAAAGGAAAAAAGAAGGUGAAGAGAAGAAAAUGACACAAGAGGAAAUGCUUUUGGAAGCUGCUCAAACAGAGAUCAUGAACAUACGAAAUUUGGAGCGUGUUUUAGCUAGAGAGGAAGAAGUUAAGAGGAGGGCAAUUGUUCAUAAGGCUGUCUACAAUGGCCCACAGUGUCGAUACAUAUCAAAAGAUGGCUUUUCAUAUUUAGAGUUCAGCAAGGGCUUGUCAUUUCAGUCUGAAAUAUCGACAACAUCUGUACCUUAUCCGGAGAAAUCUGUUUGUGCAAUUACAGGUUUGCCGGCCAAGUACCGUGAUCCACAGACUGGGCUGCCGUAUGCAACACUUGAAGCUUUUAAAAUAAUUCGUCAAUGCGCUUCAAAUGAAAAGGCUGGCACUAGGAAAGAAAUGAACAUGGGGUGCUUGCACGACUCACUUUUUGGACAAGGUUUUUCUGUCAAGCAAAAGAGAUCAAUAAUGCCAAAUAAAAAUGGAGAUUCUUUUCUACAUUCAGCAUACUUCCGUAGAUUUCUUGUUCCAGAAGAUGAAGUAUCUGACUAGGUGCUCAGGUAUGAGUGGAUGAUUCACUUUUAUUCAAAUGAUUAUGAAGAAGACGAUCAGACAUUCGUCCGAUUACAUUCCUUUCACAUCAACUAGCUUCUUAAAACGAUCUGUCGUAGUGUGAAAAGAAUGGAUCAAGUGCUACAUUUGCCAUUAUCAGUUUUAUUUUUUAAAAAAAGAAUAUAGAGAGAGUUUGAGCCAUAUGAGUUUUAUCUAAUUAUAAUGUAUGUGUUCACGUUCAUUUAAUGAAAACAAGUUAUUAUUUAUAAAA
Prosopis cineraria is the source of this 1601-nucleotide messenger RNA. Its product is annotated as SWR1 complex subunit 2. Lineage: Eukaryota; Viridiplantae; Streptophyta; Magnoliopsida; Fabales; Fabaceae. The record is from RefSeq and is a predicted model, not a curated record. The transcript has 11 exons. Gene Ontology annotation, biological process: regulation of DNA-templated transcription; chromatin remodeling. Gene Ontology annotation, molecular function: ATP-dependent H2AZ histone chaperone activity. Gene Ontology annotation, cellular component: nucleus. Bases 263 to 1330 code for a protein of 355 amino acids.